Molecule: messenger RNA, 614 nt
Organism: Scutellospora calospora
Lineage: Eukaryota; Fungi; Glomeromycota; Glomeromycetes; Diversisporales; Gigasporaceae
Source: the annotation of a GenBank genome assembly
CAAAUUUUGAUAAACCAGUCACACAUAGUGAUGAGAAGUUUUCUCCUAAUGAUGGUCUCGCAUUUGCAGACCAGCAUGAUAGACCUGGUUUUAUUAAACUUAAUCCAGUUCAUUUUCAAUUGAUGAUAGAAAAUGCUGAUUCGCGUUUGCGUGGUUUUUUUGACCAAAUGAUUAAGGCUUUAAUCCCUAAUGAAAGAUCCCCCUAUAAAAAACAAGAAGCAAAAAAAACAGUAGUUAGUUUUUGUUACAUGAUGGCAAAUGUAAGAAAUAUGUUCGUUAAUAGUUUUGAACUAGAGGUUGGCUUGUAUCUUUUAGCAUCCGGAAUAUCUUCCGCAGCUAUUGAUACAUUGCAUAACUUAGGCGUUUCAUGGACUGAGUUUGAAGGUCUAAAAGUAAACUUUAAUAAGAUAGAAUUGCUAACAGUUCAUGUUUACGAUGAUGCAAUAAAUGAACGAAAGGAGGAACGAUCUACUAAAGAUAUACGACUAAUUGGAUUUCAAGAAAAAAAUUUACAUUCAAUGCAUGAUUAUAUUGACGCGCUUCAAAUGGUAUUAAAAAUUAAUGAGAAUACUAGGCAUUUACACAAUUAUGUAGCACCUAUCGUAGCAGACUAG